AUGAACAGAUUUGAAGAAGCUUUGGAUAAUGAUGAUUCAGCAAUAUAAAAAUAUCCGGAAGAUUCAAAGUAUUAUUCUAAUAAAGGUAUAAUUCAAAAUGGAUGAUAUUUUAGCUACUACAUUAGAUAAAAUGAACAGAUUUGAAGAAGCUUUGGAAAAUUAUGAUUCAGCAAUUUAGAAAAAAUCAGAAAAUUCUGACUUUUAUUAUGGCAAAGGUACAAUUAUCUAUUGACGAUUUCAUAUCUAUUACAUUAUAUAAAAUGAAUAGAUUUGAGGAAGCUUUGGAAAUUUAUGAUUCAGCAAUUUAGAAAAACCCAGAAAAUUCUGACUUUUAUUAUGGCAAAGGUACAAUUAACUAUUGACGAUUUCGUAGCUAUUACAUCAUUUUAUCAUUUGUAUUAAAUACUCUUUGAGAAAAUGAAUAGAUUUGAAGAUGCUUUCGAAAAUUAUGACUUAGGAAUUUAGUUAAGUUUAGAUUAAAAUGUUAAAGGUAUAAUAAUAUCUUUAUCAGUUUAUAGCUCACACAUUACUUAAAACGCCUACAACUCCAGAAACUAUCGAAAAUAAAUUCAAUUAGUUAUGCACUUUACAAUGA
Messenger RNA from Paramecium octaurelia, 595 nucleotides. The record is from the annotation of a GenBank genome assembly. Lineage: Eukaryota; Ciliophora; Oligohymenophorea; Peniculida; Parameciidae.